Messenger RNA from Lingula anatina, 3279 nucleotides. RefSeq names its product putative UDP-sugar transporter protein SLC35A4. Lineage: Eukaryota; Metazoa; Brachiopoda; Lingulata; Lingulida; Lingulidae. The record is from RefSeq and is a predicted model, not a curated record. Gene Ontology annotation, biological process: pyrimidine nucleotide-sugar transmembrane transport. Gene Ontology annotation, cellular component: Golgi membrane. Gene Ontology annotation, molecular function: pyrimidine nucleotide-sugar transmembrane transporter activity.
AUCGGUUCUCAUUAGUGGAGCAGAUGGCACGAGAAAUCCGGCGAUUCUUUAUGUCUUCCACCUAAAAAGGUGGUAUAGAUCACAAAAUGGUGUCAAUUGGUGCUGGCUUAUGAGAAUGUACUUCAUCUCCUGUACUUCAAUAGAAUAUUGACUUGCAUUUCUCUGCCUCGGUGCUAAGAUAACCAUAGGGGACACAAGUUCUAUCAGGCUUAAUCAUGAUGGCUGCAGACAAGAAGAGCGUGCACACUCAUGUCACCAUAAAUAAAGAUAAUGAGUUAUCUUCCUUGGCAGAGCCUUCAAAGCCAGUUAACCUCUGUCUGUGGAGGGUCAUGAUCUGUAUAGGGACCUUGAUAUAUGGUUCCUAUACUAUCCUGGUGCAUCUGUGUGAAGUAGAUGGGAAGAUUCCUUUCAGCUCAUCCUCCAUGGUUCUUGUCAUUGAAAUAUCAAAGUUGCUCAUCUCCAUAGUGUUGUUUAUACCAGAGGUGCAGGAGAAAGGUUUUAACAUGCCCAGUUUUAAGUUUGCUCUUCCUUUUGCUGUUCCUGCACUGUUGUAUUGUUUUAACAACAAUAUUGCUGUACACAUGCAACUCCAGAUGGACCCAGCUACAUAUCAGGUGCUGGGAAAUCUAAAAAUCUUAUCUACAGCAUUCCUCUAUAGACUGAUAAUCAAAAGGCCAAUCUCCCCAUUGCAGUGGGUAGCUCUUGGAUUUCUUGCGCUCGCUGGAAUAAGUAAUAGUUAUGGUGGUUUACAAGCCAAGCAGGGCAUCACAUCAGCUGGAGUCAUCCACAUUACAGUCAAGGGUCUACUUAUGAUUACAACAUACUGUUUUGUAUCUGGGCUGGCAGGAGUGUACACAGAGUACAUUCUCAAGAAACAAUAUCAGACAUCAAUUCACCUCCAGAACAUCUUGUUGUAUAUAUUUGGGAUAUUGCUGAAUGGAGGGAUGUGGCUGUCACAGGCAGCAGCCUCUGGCUCUCCAGGUGCUUUUAAUUUAUUCCAUGGGUACAGUCUCUACACAUGGGUCAUUGUUAUUACACAGGCAUUUUCAGGUCUCAUUAUGUCAGCCAUCAUGAAGCACUCGAGUAAUAUUGCUCGUCUCUUCAUGAUCUCUUCUGCCAUGAUGGUGGCCACAGCGCUGUCCAUGCUGGUGUUUGAUUUGAAGCUGAACAUUUUCUUCUGUGCAGCGUUUGUUCUGGUGUUUGUUGCUCUCAUUCUCUACCACAGGAAGUGAGGUGAUCUGAGAUAGUCAGCCAUAUCCUUACACUUUGGCUGUGCUGGAGAGGAAGUAGUAAAUGUUUUUGCAUGAUAAAGUGAGUGUAUAAAUUGCGCCAUGUCUGGCAUAUUGAACAAAUAUAUAUACAUAUAUAGAUGUAGAUACAUACACAAAUUCAUAUUCAGAUAUUUUGCCAUAGAUACACUGCCCCAUGUUUAGUGCAGCCAUUAACGUCGUUGUAUAUUGCAAUGAAUUAAUGAAAAAAUUACAAAUUUUCUAAAUUAAUUAUGUAGUUCUCAUGAAUUUUCAAAAGCACAACACAUAUUUAAUUCCAAGUUAUGUAAUUUUCCUUUUACAAUAACAGUAUAAGAUAUAUUUUUCAUGGUCAAAAUAACUGUUAGAAGUGUUUUUUUUUAUUAUUAUUAUUUUUUGCUGAUGCAGUAAGUAAUGUUAGUAGGGUUUUAGUAAGUUUUAUAAAACAAUGGAAAAUUGAUGUCUGCAAACAAUGUAUUUUAAAAACCUACUUGUUUUUAAUUGCUAUUUUACAGCAUUUGCUUAUUAUGAUGAACACAACAUAUUUUCUUUGUUUUGUGAUUUAAUUGUUUUAUGUGAAUCGGAUAAUUUUUAAAUUUGAUACUAUGCAAGUUUUAUGUAUUUGCCCUGUUAAUUUCCUGUUUUCAGAGUUAAGACAAAACACUUGAAACAUUUUGUAACAUUGAGUCUCCCAGGUGUUGAUUGAUGAAGGUACUAGUAAUAUAAGGUACUAGUGAUACGCUGGUAAAGUAAUGAUUUAACUGAUUUAUAGUUGAAGCUACAUUAUGUUAAAUUGAUUUGAAUGAUAUAAUAAUGGUUGCAAUCUCUAUAAUAACCAGUAUAACUGAAAUAUAAUCAAGUCAAGUAAUUUAAUUCAGAAGUAUAAGGGCUUUUUAUGCUUUAUUUAUAUUAUUAUACUUAUUUUUAUUUUAAACAGAAUUUUACCUCUUCUGCCCAUUUGUCAUAACUUAACAUUCAUGCUUUAGCCUGUGUAUGCUUUUAAGGUUUGACGAAGUAGCUGGUAGCAUAAGAAUUCUUUUGUGUGUUAAAUCAAUUUAAAUUUUAUGACAAUCAACAAAAUUGAAAAAAACUUUGCACCAAGUGUCUUGUAAUCAAUGUUAAUGACCAAAAACAGACUAAUUAAACUUAAGAUUUGGUGCAGGCAGUGUUUCUGUAAGUUUAUGGUUAAAGAACUUAGGCAUGAGAUAAAAUGGGUUUUUCUCAGAAAUAUUAGUCAAAAACCUUGCAGCAUAAACAUAGCACAGAAACCAGUCACUUGAUGUUAAUCAGGCAGAAAGCUUAGUAUAUGUAACUUAACGAUUUUUGAUUCCAUGUACUUUUUAUAUAUUUGUGCCAAUUACAUAUGAAAUGUUAAGUUAAAGUUUGCGCACUGAAUAUUGGCAAUUCCAUGUCAUUUUUUUAAAAUUGAUAGGUGCUUUUAAGGCUUUUAAAAGUGGGUGUUUUCAUUUGCUCUGAAGAAGGUGAUGAUUGCAGCUGUGGCAGGAAUGGAAGUCCAGGGUCCUUUAUGAUUACUGCUGGUUAGGGUUUGUCAUAGUAUUGAGGUUAGUAUAUGAGACGAAUGUCACCUCUUAAAAGAAUGGGGAACGGACUACGGUCCCUAGCGAACUAUCAAUCCUGUCACACCGGCAUUUGUUAUUUCAUAUGUCAAAACAUUGCUUGCCGAAUAUGAGCACAAAAAUUGGUGCUGUUUGCAAUAUAUAUAUAUAUAUAUAUAUAUAUAUAUAUAUAUAUUGAUCACUACAUGAACUUAUAUACACUUUCUUUAACCGGAAAUAUACAAAAUAUGAAAUUCAGCUUAAUUUUUUUUGCAGCAAAUUUUUGCUUCAUUAAGUGUGCACGUGUGAUCCCCAUCUUAGCAUAAAUAAUUGAUAAAAAGCAGCAAAACAAAUGUUCUCAAAUGUAUUGGUUGAUUUUACCUCUCAGAUAUCACAAAGCCAUUCACAUGUUCUUUAAUCUGGCAAAGUUUUAUUAUUAGAAUUAUUAUUUUGCGUUAUUCUGCUGCAUUUUUGUA